This is a messenger RNA of Durio zibethinus, 1323 nucleotides long. RefSeq names its product soluble inorganic pyrophosphatase 4-like. Gene Ontology annotation, cellular component: cytoplasm. The record is from RefSeq and is a predicted model, not a curated record. Gene Ontology annotation, molecular function: magnesium ion binding; inorganic diphosphate phosphatase activity. Gene Ontology annotation, biological process: phosphate-containing compound metabolic process. Lineage: Eukaryota; Viridiplantae; Streptophyta; Magnoliopsida; Malvales; Malvaceae.
UGGGAACCACGACUUCUUCGCUUCCGCAGAAUGUCCACGAUUCCAUAUUUAUUUUUCUUUCUUUGGUGUCGGGGUUUGCCUUUAAAUGGUAACGAGGAAAGAGAGCGGGAACUUGUACAUCUUUCUGUGCUCCCUCUUGACUUAAGGGUCCCUAUAGGCAUUUAUUCUUUCUUCUCUCUCUUUUUUUCUCUUUGUUUUUGAGAUCUGUGCCUUUUUUUUCCUUUAGCUUCUUGAAAGCUUCAUUUUGUAAGAAUGGAAACCAUUGAAGUGAUGGUUCCAGCAAUUGAGCCUCCAACCAAGUCCUCUGACUCUCACCACUCUUCACAUCCUCCUUUGAAUGAAAGGAUCCUUUCAUCAUUGACCAGGAGGUCUGUUGCUGCUCACCCAUGGCAUGAUCUUGAGAUAGGACCUGGUGCUCCGAUUGUUUUCAACUGCGUGAUUGAAAUUUCGAAAGGAAGCAAGGUGAAAUAUGAACUUGACAAGAAAACUGGUCUUAUCAAGGUUGAUCGUGUGCUUUACUCAUCAGUUGUGUAUCCUCACAACUAUGGUUUCAUCCCUCGUACACUUUGUGAAGACAAUGAUCCCAUGGAUGUCCUGAUUAUCAUGCAGGAACCAGUUCUUCCGGGAUGCUUUCUUCGGGCUAAAGCUAUAGGUCUGAUGCCUAUGAUUGAUCAGGGUGAGAAAGAUGACAAGAUUAUUGCUGUCUGUGCUGAUGAUCCUGAGUAUCGCGACUACAAUGAUAUCAAGGAACUUCCGCCUCACCGUUUGGCUGAGAUUCGCCGCUUCUUUGAAGACUACAAGAAGAAUGAGAACAAGGAAGUUGCUGUUAAUGACUUUCUGCCAGCCACUACUGCUUAUGAGGCAAUCCAGCAUUCCAUGAAUCUCUACGCGGACUACAUAGUGGAGAGCUUAAGGCGGUAGUUGUUCAUCGAGUCUCAUCUAUAUAUAUAUAUAUGAAUAUGAAUAUAUUGCUGCUACAUAUUAAAGUCCUUUUCAUCGUUGCAAGAAAUUCAACAUCUCCUUGCAGACUGCACCCCGCAUAGACUGGUUUUGCGACAAAGUAAAUGUGUGCUCAUCCCUUACAGUACAUUUUCUAGUUGAAAUGGUUGUUGUUUAUGACGAUUAUGCAAUGACGAUGGCGAUAAUUUUGGAUAAUUCUCAAUGUAACGAUGAUGACUAUACAUUUUUUCAUUGGGCUGCCUAUUAAUUAUUUUGGUUGUUUAAUGCCUGUCACUUAUUUACUGUUUGAUGUAACCUUUCGGUUUUGUGAAUUAUUGUAUUGUUAUAUUGCUUACACAGAUUUGCUUGCCCUGUCAAGUUGUA